GGGGCCGCGGCGCACGGGGGGCGGGGCUCCCGCGCCGGUCACGUGACCGGUCCGGCGGCGGCAGCGGCGGCGGCGGCCGCGGCGUCUUAAGCGGCGCCCAGUGCAGGAUGGUGCUGGAGGCGGCGGCGGCCGUGGUGGCGGCGGCGUCGUUGGCGGCAGCGGGAGGGGGUGAGGUGGCGGCAGCAGCGGCGGCGCCCGCGGGUGGUAUAAAAUGGCGGAUUUCGAAGAGUUGAGGAAUAUGGUUUCUAGUUUUAGAGUUUCUGAGCUACAAGUGUUACUAGGCUUUGCUGGACGGAAUAAAAGUGGACGCAAGCAUGACCUCCUGAUGAGGGCGCUGCAUUUAUUGAAGAGUGGCUGCAGCCCUGCAGUUCAGAUUAAAAUCCGAGAAUUGUAUAGACGCCGAUAUCCACGAACUCUUGAAGGACUUUCUGAUUUAUCCGCAAUCAAAUCAUCUGUUUUCAAUUUGGAUGGUAGCUCAUCUCCUGUAGAACCUGACCUGGCCGUGGCUGGAAUACACUCGUUGCCUUCCACUUCAGUUACACCUCACUCACCGUCCUCUCCUGUUGGUUCUGUGCUGCUUCAAGAUACUAAACCUACAUUUGAGAUGCAGCAGCCAUCUCCCCCAAUUCCUCCUGUCCAUCCUGAUGUGCAGUUAAAAAACCUGCCCUUUUAUGAUGUCCUUGAUGUUCUCAUCAAGCCCACGAGUUUAGUUCAAAGCAGUAUUCAACGAUUUCAAGAGAAGUUUUUUAUUUUUGCUUUGACACCUCAGCAAGUUAGAGAGAUAUGCAUAUCCAGGGAUUUUUUGCCUGGUGGCAGGAGAGACUAUACAGUACAAGUUCAGUUGAGACUUUGCCUGGCAGAGACAAGUUGCCCUCAAGAAGAUAACUAUCCAAAUAGUCUAUGUAUAAAAGUAAAUGGGAAGCUAUUUCCUUUGCCUGGCUACGCACCACCACCUAAAAAUGGGAUUGAACAGAAACGCCCUGGACGCCCCUUGAAUAUUACAUCUUUGGUUAGGUUAUCUUCUGCUGUGCCAAACCAGAUUUCUAUUUCUUGGGCGUCAGAAAUUGGAAAGAAUUACUCCAUGUCUGUAUAUCUUGUACGACAGCUCACAUCAGCCAUGCUAUUACAGAGAUUAAAAAUGAAAGGUAUUAGAAACCCUGAUCAUUCCAGAGCACUAAUUAAAGAAAAACUUACUGCAGAUCCUGAUAGUGAAAUUGCUACAACUAGUCUUCGGGUAUCCUUGAUGUGCCCUUUAGGAAAAAUGAGGCUGACAAUCCCAUGCCGUGCAGUGACUUGUACACAUCUGCAGUGUUUUGAUGCUGCCCUUUAUCUACAAAUGAAUGAGAAGAAGCCCACCUGGAUUUGUCCUGUGUGUGACAAAAAAGCUGCCUAUGAAAGUCUGAUAUUAGAUGGGCUUUUUAUGGAAAUUCUCAGUGACUGUUCUGAUGUGGAUGAGAUCAAAUUCCAAGAAGAUGGUUCUUGGUGUCCAAUGAGACCGAAGAAAGAAGCUAUGAAAGUAUCCAGCCAACCGUGUACAAAAAUAGAAAGUUCAAGUGUCCUCAGUAAGCCUUGCUCAGUGACUGUAGCCAGUGAGGCAAGUAAGAAGAAAGUGGAUGUUAUUGACCUAACAGUGGAAACCUCUUCUGAUGAAGAGGAAGAUCCUCCUGCCAAAAGGAAAUGCAUCUUUAUGUCAGAAACACAAAGCAGCCCAACCAAAGGGGUUCUCAUGUAUCAGCCAUCUUCUGUAAGGGUGCCCAGUGUGACUUCGGUUGAUCCGGCUGCUAUUCCGCCUUCAUUAACAGACUACUCAGUACCAUUCCACCACACGCCAAUAUCAAGCAUGUCAUCAGAUUUGCCAGGUUUGGAUUUUCUUUCCCUUAUUCCAGUUGAUCCCCAGCAGUACUGUCCUCCUAUGUUUUUGGAUAGUCUCACCUCACCCUUAACAGCAAGCAGUACGUCUGUCACCACCACCAGCCCCCAUGAGAGCAAUACUCAUGUUAGUUCCUCCAGCAGCAGGAGUGAGACAGGGGUCAUAACCAGCAGUGGAAGCAACAUUCCUGACAUCAUCUCAUUGGACUAAAAGGACAACACACUUGAUUCUGGGAAUUAUUCAUCAAAACUGCUCUUUCUUGGAUCUCUAAUCUGUGGAAACUAUUUUUUUGGCAAUUACUUUGAUAUUUAUUGAAAGUCAGAUGGAUUCUUUUGCUUUCUGAGAGAUGAACACAGAUGACUGCAGCAAGAACCAAAUGACAUGCAAGGAUUUUUCUUACGCUGUACUCUGAGCAUCAGAGUAAUUCAGCCAUAACUGUAUCUUCUUGAGAGAUGGAUUUCAAUUUCAUACAUUAAUGGAUGGAUCCUACAAAUCAGUUACAAAAGUUUUUGUUAUAAUAAACAGCAAUAAAAAUUAUGUAAAUAUUCAAGUAAACUUUUUUCUAAUUAAAAGUUGUAAAUCGUUGAUUCUAGAAUGACAGCAACUUCUGUUUAACCUGAUGUGAAGGGGAAAAAUAUAUGGAAAGAACUGA
Lemur catta (Ring-tailed lemur) is the source of this 2522-nucleotide messenger RNA. It is a transcript of the gene PIAS2, whose product is annotated as protein inhibitor of activated STAT 2. Lineage: Eukaryota; Metazoa; Chordata; Mammalia; Primates; Lemuridae. The transcript is spliced from 14 exons. Bases 212 to 2080 code for a protein of 622 amino acids. Gene Ontology annotation, biological process: regulation of transcription by RNA polymerase II; protein sumoylation. The record is from RefSeq and is a predicted model, not a curated record. Gene Ontology annotation, molecular function: SUMO ligase activity; transcription coregulator activity; zinc ion binding.